Trichoderma asperellum CBS 433.97 is the source of this 1478-nucleotide messenger RNA. NCBI's taxonomy places the organism in Eukaryota, Fungi, Ascomycota, Sordariomycetes, Hypocreales, Hypocreaceae. The record is from RefSeq and is a predicted model, not a curated record.
AUGACUUUAAUUAAUACGCUGCCCAUUCCACGAAAGAAGCAUGCAAAACUAUUCCACAAAAAGACUAGGACAGGCUGCCAGCGUUGUCGAGUUCGGCGAGUCAAGUGUGACGAAGCUAGGCCAAUCUGUAACAAUUGCAUACGGCUUGACUUGGAUUGCGAAUAUGCCCAGCCCCCUGCAGCAAAGAAGAGCAGCGAAAGCAACUCGGCUCAGUCGUCGGCUUCUCCAAGCGGCGGUGAAGGCGUGAUCAAUUCAGACGGCGUGGUGCAACUUGCGGAAACAACAGCACGGAGGAGGCUCGAACUUGAGCUGUUCUAUCAUUAUUCUACCGUCAUCGCACCAGUCCACAGUGUGGACAAGUUUUCUCAGGCUUUUCUAGGGCCUUUCAUGUGCCAAGCAGCUUUGCGGUCAGAUGCUGUCCUAUACGCAGUCUGCAUGGUGGCAGCUCUCCACAAAGCGCACAUAUCCGGUGAUGCCGGGUCGGAAUAUAUGGGUCAUUGCUUGACAUAUACGAAUUUGACUCUUCAGUCGCACCACCAGCAGGUGGCCAAUCUCGAUCCCGAUAAUGUGGAUUUUUCAUGCCUGACCUCUAGCCUUUUACGGGUUUACAGAUAUUAUCAGUUACAAAAUCGAUCCUUGGAACCGUAUACGCCUCCUGUUGAGUGGUUGCGCAUGUGCAACACCAGCAACAUUGUGUUCCGCAAGGCAUGGGCAUUUAUUGAAGAGAGACGUGAAUCAGUCAGCGGCAGGCUAAUGCUGGAAAUCUCACAAAAUCUGGAGGAAAAGAACAGAAUGGAGCAUUCUAAUGAGCUGAUACACCUGCUGCGACGCCAAGAGCCCCAUGAGCUGGAGGAACAAUGGGAUGACGAUGUUCACAACGUGUAUAAACGAACGCUGAGCUGCCUUGGUUGGCUCUGGAAACACAGAUUCGACAGCGAUCCUCCAUACGGCGUGUCGAGACGACUUUUUCUUUUCCCCAUGAUAGUGGACGCCCAGUUUGUGAUAUUUGUAGAGGAACAGCGGCCGCGAGCCCUCAUCAUACUGGCGCACUAUUUUGCAUUGCUUGCAAUUAUUCGUCAACUCUGGUUUGUUGGCGAUGCUGGUCUUCGCGAAGCUCAAGCAAUCGCGGUAGCGGUGCCUCCAGCGUGGCUGGGAAUGCUGAUACAACCACUGGAGAUAUUGAAGGAUCCAUCCUUGUUGUGCAAUGUUCAGCCCAAAAGUUGACAUGGUUGAUGAAAUAGUAAAUAAUAUUAAGUCUCUGCAGGGUGCGGGGAGCGAUGAUCACUCUGGAUGAGGAACCAGUUCUAUCGCUUAAGAGCAAUGGCCAAUUGCCAAUUAUUAGCCACAACCCUUGGUAGGAGUCGAUGCAGGGGCUGAUUUAACGCUGCAUGGCGUAGACAAAUCCGGCUGACGCACAGUAACUUGAGGGACGCUAUAUUGAAUAGGGAAAUUUUCAUGGGAGGGAGAAUUGAAGGAUC